UGCCUGAAGGGCAAGAAAAGCAAAAGUUACUUCUUGUGAUAGUUGUACUUGUUAUUUUUUUUUUAACAUUUUUCUAAACAAUUCCUUUAGCAUUUCCAAAUAUGUUUUUGUUGUGAAUAUAAAGUACUUAAUUUUAUUAACAAGAGUAAAGAAAUUUAUAGAAAAAUGGCUACCGUUUUUGAUAGUCCUUUCAUUCGACAACGUUUGCAUCGUUUGCGGCAGCGAGAUUUCGAGUUAGAGGAAGAUCAAAGAUUUGGACGAUGUGAUUGUACGAGUUAUUCCUAUUUUGUGCUGUCCAUGGUGUUGUUUUCAGUUGGUACCGUUAUCACAGUAUUAGCAUUGGGAGAUGCUGAUGGAUAUAUUCUCAGUAACUUGGGACACAUGUGGCUCGUGGGACCUAUAUUUAUAUGCUCUGGAAUGAUGGUGGCUGUUAAAAGCAUGUUAUAUUUGAGGAGAAAAAGUGUUAUUCAAAUGCUUUUGCAUCAACGUGCAAUUAUUAGGGAUAUGGCAACUGUACAAGCUGAACAAGCCUAUGGAGCUCAAGUGCCUCGAACAGCUUCAAGUGCUACCUUACCUCCUUCUUAUGAUGCUCUAAUAUCAAGUGCAGUAAUAAGCAAACCACAACCUUCCAGUUCAGAAAUUCCACCACCAACAUAUGAUGAAGCUAUGUAUUUAAUUGAUGAGGAAAAAUACCAUCUAGACAAUAAAACUGUUAACAGCGCUAAACAAGAAACUAGUAACCAAAUGGAUUCCAACAAUGAUGUCAACAAACCUUAAGAACUUGUAUUAUAUUUUGAACUUAGAUAUGUAAGCAAAACUUAAUUCUUCCGUUUGUACUUAUGAUUUUACUUAAGUCACAGAUUGUCUAGUAUUCUCUGAUGUGCCUAAAAUAUUUACUUGUAGGCAAUAUCAUUAUAAGGUGUCCUUUAUUUACAAUUGUAAUUUAAUCUAGGCUAAGAUGUAUUUGUGAUUUUAAUAUUUCAUUUUAGCUGGUGUUCAUUGGUCUAUAUGUCACUGUGUGUCUAAUUCUAUAAUCUUAAGUUUAAAUAAGACAUACUUUAAUCCCACUCUAAAUUUUAAUAAGGACUUUUCAUUCGAAUAUUAUUUCUAAUUAAUCAAUUUUUAAAGGACUAUUAAUGAACAAUAUCUCUAAAUUUUUUUAUAUAUAUUAUUUAUUAUGUGCCAAUGUUUUUAAAAAUAUUAAACUAAAAAAAAUAAUUGUUAUAUAGACAUAUAUUUAUCUGUAAAACAGUUCCAGCCACAGUCGAGUAAAGUGAGUUUGUAAUUAUAAUGCUGUCAAUUUAUUAUAAUAAUUACAAUAAUCAAUUUUAAAAAUCAAAUAUUUAAUAAAAGACAUGAUUAUUACAUUAUGUUAUAUCAAUG
Molecule: messenger RNA, 1383 nt
Organism: Nymphalis io (European peacock)
Lineage: Eukaryota; Metazoa; Arthropoda; Insecta; Lepidoptera; Nymphalidae
Exons: 2
Coding region: 166-777 (203 amino acids)
Source: RefSeq, a predicted model, not a curated record